AUGAAAACCGCAAAACUGAUUACGAUGGGCUGCAAGGUCAACCAAUACGAUACACAAUCCAUGCGCGAGACGCUCCGACGCAACGGAUAUACUAUUGUUGAUAACGAGACAUCACAACAGCAGGCUGACCUCUAUCUCAUCAACACAUGCACAGUAACAAAUGCCGCCGACCAGAAAGCACGGCAAGCCAUCCGGAGAGCGAUCCGGCAGCACCCGAACGCAAAAGUGCUCGUCACAGGUUGCUAUGCUGAAAGCGACCGCGAGGCGAUUGAAGAGAUACCCGGCGUGACGUUCGUUUUCGGUAACCGAGAAAAGGCGGAUUUUCAGCAGUAUCUCGAUGUAUUGCAUACCGAAACAGCAUCUGGGGCGAGGUUAGAAACCGCGCCAGCAGAGGCACCUCACACGCUCAACCCACUCCUCGCUAUAGAACCCGUCCAACACGAUGCGGUUCGCGAACACGCACGCUUUAGUAAAGGUGUCAGUGAUGCCGGCAAACGCACGCGUGCGCUCAUCAAGGUGCAAGACGGAUGCAGUGCCUUCUGUACCUACUGCAUUAUCCCGUAUGUGCGAGGUAGGAUGACAAGCCGUCCACUCAAUGACAUCGCCGAUGAAGCACAUCGCAUCGCUGACAGUGGUAUCAAAGAGGUGGUCAUCACCGGCGUGCAUCUCGGUGCUUACGGCGUAGACACCGAUAGGGAAAAAGACAUCGCUGACAUUUUAGAGCAUAUCCACGACAUUGGAGGCAUCGAACGCAUCCGCUUCAGCUCGAUCGAACCGAUGUAUUUUCCAGAUACCCUUGGCGAACGGAUGGCGGCACUUCCAAAAUGCAUGCCGCACUUUUCAUCUCCCACUCCAAGCCGGUUCAGAUGA
Messenger RNA from Geodia barretti, 870 nucleotides. The record is from the annotation of a GenBank genome assembly. NCBI's taxonomy places the organism in Eukaryota, Metazoa, Porifera, Demospongiae, Tetractinellida, Geodiidae.